AUGGCUUGCAUUGCGGAGUCAUUGAACACGUUGAUGUACAGUGCGGUAACGUCGAAAGACUCCAUCACGUACGCGUUAUUAGGAGAGGUGUUACGUAGAUGUUCUAGGAACAUUUGGCUGUUUGUGAGCCGAGAAGAACUCGAAGCGCAAACUAAUCAUCUCAUUCCAACGUUUUGCAAAUUGAUGUCGGAUCCACACGCUGAUGUACGUGAAGCUGCCAUCGGCACAUUGGCGCACACGAUGCUCAUCUACGGUGACGACGUCUGCAACAACAUUCGCAACAGACGCCUGAUCCCUGAGAAUAAAAUGCAACUUCUUACGCAACAAUACGAGAAUGACCUUCGCCUUAGCUCAUGUCCAUCAAUGGCGCCGCGACCAGUCCGUCCAGUUCGUCGCUUUGAGAGGCACGUAGUGCUGCAUCGAAACGGUUAG
Messenger RNA from Angiostrongylus costaricensis, 432 nucleotides. The record is from the annotation of a GenBank genome assembly. Lineage: Eukaryota; Metazoa; Nematoda; Chromadorea; Rhabditida; Metastrongylidae.